Messenger RNA from Pseudozyma flocculosa PF-1, 4551 nucleotides. RefSeq lists its product as uncharacterized. NCBI's taxonomy places the organism in Eukaryota, Fungi, Basidiomycota, Ustilaginomycetes, Ustilaginales, Ustilaginaceae. The record is from RefSeq and is a predicted model, not a curated record. The transcript has 4 exons. The coding region runs from base 1 to 4551 and encodes 1516 amino acids. Gene Ontology annotation, molecular function: microtubule plus-end binding. Gene Ontology annotation, cellular component: cytoplasm; nucleus; microtubule plus-end. Gene Ontology annotation, biological process: cytoplasmic microtubule organization.
AUGCCUUCUCCUGGGACGCCCAAUGCGGCGUCGCAGCCGAUCCAUCUCCACUCUCGAUGUGUCAUCAACAAGCUGGGCCGUGGCGAGGUCCUCUUCGUCGGCCAGACGUCGUUCGCGCCCGGGGUGUGGGUAGGUGUCCACCUCGACGAGGCCAACGGCAAGAACAAUGGCUCCGUACAGGGCAAACGCUACUUUGAGUGCGACGAGGGCUAUGGAGUCUUUGUGCGACCCACCCAAGUCCACGCCCUCACCGCCGAGGACGAGAUGGAGGAUGUGCACGACGACUAUCUGGACGACGAGGCCGAACUGCUGGCGGCCGAACGCUCCCGGGCGGCCGCUGCCUCCCAGCGAGCGCCAGUUGCGAGGACCGCGAGCCCGCGCAAGAGCGCGGCAACUCCGGUGUCUCUCCACGCCUUCGACCCGGCCUGGAACGGCGUCUGCGGCCUCGAGCCGCUCGGCCCUGAACAGCUCCGGCGUCAGCCGCACCGCCUCGCCCAACACACCAGUGACUUCGCGCGUCUCUCGGACCAGCACAGCCUCCGCGACGGGCAGGGUCUCGGCCGGUCCGAGCCGGCUAGGCCAGAGAGCCAGCCUCGCACCAUCGACGGCCCCCCUGAAAGCUCAGACGCAAACUCCGACGGCGACGAGGUCGGCUGUGAGGCCAACGGCAGCGGCGCAGGCUUCCGCCACGCCGCUAUCGCGCGCCUCCGCCGCGUCCAUGGCGGCGGCGCAGGGCUUCCGCCACGCCGCUACCGCGCGCCUCCGGCCGCGUCCAUGGCGGGGUUCGAGCCCAUCGGGCGGCUGCCGCUGCUCGGGGCCAGCUUGGUGCGAACGCAGUCGGGUCCCGGCAGAGCGUCGACGCUGUCUGCGCCUCUCUCGCGGGCCACGAGCUCCAACAGCGUCGCCCGCUCUGAAGGCGGCAUGGCCGCCCGGCCACCGCAACGCUCGGCGAGGUCCUCGACUGCAACAGAUGCAAGCCAGCAGGACGGUCGCCUCCGAAGACCUAGCGACGAACGCGACCUGGACGACGAGGGGCUCGACCUUUCCGAUGACGGCGGCGAGCAGCUCAUCAGCAUGAGCCUAGACGGCAGCGAGCUCGGAGAAGCAGAAGACAACGUCGACCUCCCCGACUUCGAGGAUCCAGACACGACGCUGCCCGCGGAGCCCUCGUCCAAUCGGCUUCAGCAAGUCGCGGGCGGCGGGCUGCAGACGUCGGCAUCGAUGCGGAGCAUGGCCGGCGGCAAGAAGGACUACAUGAGCCUCGCCUCAGUGGCCAGCCCGGCGGGGCCCCGUAGCAACGCUGACGUCGCCGCGCUGCAGAGAGAACUCGAGGAGCUCCGGACCAAGGUCAGGAUCCUCGAGAAGCGCAAGGAAGACGACCGCGAAAAGAUGCGAGAGAUGGAGCGCAUCAAGGACGAGGCCGACCAGUUCCUCCUGCUCAAGGCCAAGCUGACGGCCAAGCUCGAGCAGACUCAAUCGCAGCUGGCCGACCUGCAGAGCCAGGAGAAAGACUGGGAGACGCAGCGCGAGUCCUUGAUGCAGCGGUACGAGGACCUCUCGAUCGAGGUCGAGGCCGCCACCAUCGACCGCGAGAUGGCCGAAGAGGAGCGCGAAAAGUUCAAGGGCCAGCUCGAGGAUCUGCAGGUGCAGAUGAACGUGCUGCAAGCCUCGGUGACCAAGUACGAGACCACCGAGGUCACCGAAGAGGAGCUCGGCUCCGCCGCGUUCAUCAGGAUGCAGGAGCACAACGAGGCCCUGAAGCAGACGCUGGCGAGAGUGCACCGACAGGCGAGGGAGACGGAGAACGAGCAACGCAAGGAGAUCGCUGAGCUCAAGGACGAAGUCGCCGAGUUUGAGGCCUUGAUCUCGACCUACGACAAGGCCCUGUCCGACGUGGCGCUCAAGGAAGCCCAGAUCGAGGACCUGCGAUCGAGGCUCGACGACGCGGCCCACGCCGAGGAGAUGCUCUUCGGUCUCCAGGAGACCAACGCGAGCCUGUCCGACAAGAUCGCAGGCCUCCAGGCCGAGAUCGAGGACCUCCUGACGACAAAGGAGCUCGACGACGAGCUGGAAGAGGGCCGCUCGCAAGAAAUCAGGGAUCUGCAGCAGGAACUCGACGUGCGCGGCGCCCAGCUCUACGACCAGGAAUCCAGGGUCCAGGCCCUCGAGCUGGUGGUGGUCGACCUCGAGGACACGAUCAAGCAAUUCAGGGAGGUCGUGGCCGGCCAGUCGAGCGAGCUCGAGAGCGUGCGUGCCGAGCUCGAGCAGAGCCGAGGCCCGGACGAGGAGGGAGGCCGGAAUGCGCCGAGCCAGAGCCAGGCGAUGCUCAACCUCAACAUGAAGCUGCGGUCCUCGGCGCUCAAGUCGCAGGCCAAGACCAUCGAGCUCGAGCUGGGCAGGAUCUCGGCGUCGCAGGCGCUGACCCAUCUCGAGAUGCUCCGGCCCUACCUGCCCGCCGCAUUCUUCGAGGAGGACGCGGACGCGGUCCACUGCCUGCUCUUCUUCCAGAGGAUGGCGCGCAAGGCCGACCUCAUCAAGACAAUCGUCGAGAUGAAGCACGACAUCCAGGAGAGCAUCGCCAGCGUCGUGCCGGAGCAGCUGGUGGGCAUCUGCCAGAUGCGGCACAACCUGGCCCAUUUUGCCGCCUCGUCGCGCCAGAUCGCAGCAGUGCUGCGACUCGCGCCCGUCGAGAUCUUCCUAAAGGCCGGGCGCAUGUACCGCGAGAACAUGUCGGUCGAGAGGAGGGUCGACAUGUACAUCGAGAGCCUGCGACGAGAAGAGCUCAAGGAGAUCGAGUGCGGGCAGGAAUUCUCGAGAUUCAUCAAGCAGUUCGAGGACUUUUCCAUGGCCCUCGGCGGCGACGAGAACGACUCGGACCUGGCGGCCAAGGAGGUCGGCUCGGCGACGCUCAUCGACCACGACCUCGACACCCUGAUCGCCGCCAUCGGCUUCGCCAAACAGAGUAUUGCCGGGCUGUACGACGAGGACGAGGCCGAGUGGGAGCUCGGCUCUCACGAUCUCGACCGGGACAUCUUUGAGCCCCUCCAGUCCCUCAUCGACAACCUCAAGGCCACACAGGGCGCGACGAGGAAGGUGCUCAGGCGCCUCGUCAACCUCUCGGCCAACGACGAGGCGGUGCGGAUGGAAGCCAUCAUGGACCUGCCUCCGCUUGGCCGCCUCACGAGCCAGCUGGUCACGUUCGCGACGCAGCUCUCCAACAACAUCGCGGCGCACGUCGCCGAGGUCAGGGUGUCGAAGUCGGCCUUUGACGUGUCCCGCGCCAUCGGCUUUGUCCAGGAGGCAACGCAGGAGAGCCUCGGCAAGGCGGAUAGCAGACCUUGGGCGGCCCCGCUCGAGAGCAUCGCCCACCUCUCGACGACCAUCGGAUCGGUCCUCGGUGCCAUCACCGAGCAGGAUAAUGUCAUCAAGAUCUCGGGCGCGCAGCCCUGGCUGGCCCGAGUCGAGCACAUCAAGGCUGCGGCAGCGCACAACGCCGAGGCCGAGCGCCAGAUCGCCAAGCUCAACGACGAGGCGCGCGACCUGUACCGCCAGAUCAAGGCGCGCGACCAGGCGAUGCAGGAGUCCGGCAUCAAGCUCGAACGGCUGCAGAAGCAGGUCGAGAAGUCCAAGGAGCAGUCCGACCAGAUGAACGACAUGCGCGGCGGCCUCGUCGAGGCUCUCAAGCAGUCCAAGGCGUACCAAGAGGCCAACGACGCCCUCCAAGCGGAGCUCGACGCCCUGCAGCAGGAGAACGACCGCCUCAAGCAGCAGGCCGCCGAGAGCGGGGUCAAGAUCGGCACCGCAAACGGAAGCGCGGAAGGCGGCCCCGGGGGCGAUAAGGAAGGCAUGGACUUGGCGCCCAUCGUCAGUUUCAACCUCGAGACCCGACAGCUCGUCGAGCGCAUCGAGGCGCUCCGAGGCGCCGUCAAGUAUCUGCGCAACGAGAACAUGUACCUCAAGACGGCCAACCUCACGCAGCAGAUGCAGGCCCUGCCGUCCCUGGUCGGAACGGGACCUUCCAAGACCGCGAGCGACGCCGGCAUCGAGCCGCAAUCGACGUCGUCUCCGGCGCAGACCUCGGACGAAGAGGAGACCAAGGUCGGCGGCAAGGUUGUCGGGCUUCCAGCUACCGAGAAGCUGUCCUCGCGACCCAAGGGCAAGGUCGUCGGCGGCCUCGACCUGCGCCUCGCCUCGGACGAGACGCGCAAGCUCCACUCCCAGCUCCUGUCGAUCUGCGCGCUGCCGAAGCUGGUCGACCUCUCCAAUGUCAACCGCGUCGUUGCCACGGCGGUCAAGCCGGUUCAGAAUGCCCCGAACGGAGCAGCGACGGCGGCGUCCAGCGCCUCUGGAAAGGAACAGCAGCGCUCCGUGCGCGCGUGGCGGCCGCUGGACCAGCACCCCUCGAUGCAGCUCUGGAAGCAGCAGGAGGCGAAGCGCAAGGUGGCCGACAGGAUCCGGGAUCUCGAGGCCAGCACGCGAAAGGCCGCCGCCUCGGCUGCAUCGAGACGGGGCCUGGGCCUACCCAUUAUCGCCAGCAUCGUCAAGGUGUAG